Messenger RNA from Exophiala dermatitidis NIH/UT8656, 1776 nucleotides. RefSeq lists its product as uncharacterized. Bases 94 to 1620 code for a protein of 508 amino acids. The transcript is spliced from 2 exons. The record is from RefSeq and is a predicted model, not a curated record. NCBI's taxonomy places the organism in Eukaryota, Fungi, Ascomycota, Eurotiomycetes, Chaetothyriales, Herpotrichiellaceae.
CGUCAACAGCCGGUCCACGGCCUACACUGUACAUCUGCACUACCCCUACAACCUGUUACGCUGCCAUACAAAGGGACCUAGGUCCACCUCUCGAUGACUAUGGCUACGAAGAAGACUGCCCCAACGGAUGACGAGCUGCUGGCUCAGCUUGAUAAUCUGAGCACUCAAGCCACGGCGCGUCCGUCUAAGUCGUCUACGCGAACUGGAAGACAAGGACAAGCCGCGCAAUCGCAAUCGUCACAAUCCGAGCAAGACCUGCUCGCCGAGCUGGGUAAUCUUGCUCAACGACCUGCCAGCCGGCCAGCGACUCCUUCUCUUAGAGCCAAUGCCCCUACCGCAGCCGGAAGCCGAUCACCCAAGCCCCCUUCGGCAGCCACCCCUCCUCCUGGUGGGCGGACAAGCGAGGAGAAAUCAAACAACGGCCAACGCAAGUCUGGCGACAGCACACGUUCGUUCCAUCAGAGUUUCACCCCCGCGACCACUACCACCGAAGAGUCAACAACAGAGACGGAGCCGCAACCCGAGCGGACCCCUGCCAAAAGCGGUGGUUGGUGGGGAGGACUGCUGUCGACAGCAUCGACGGCGAUAAGCCAAGCUCAAGCCGCUGUCAAAGAGAUUCAGAAAAAUGAAGAAGCACAAAAGUGGGCGGAACAGGUUCGAGGAAACGUAGGCUUGCUCAAAGGCUUUGGCGGCGAGUUGAGGUCUAUCGCCAUCCCGACCUUUCAAAAUAUCCUACAGACAAUCGCACCUCCCAUCUCAUCCCACGAACGCCUACAGAUCCACAUCACUCACGAUCUGUCCAACUACCCGACCCUGGAUCCGCUUAUUUACCAGGUCUUCAGUCGUGUCAUGGCACAGGUUGAGGGUGGAGACCUGAUGGUCAUUCAACGUGGGCACGAAGCUGGGCCAAAGCGUGAUUCGAAGGAAAUGUCCCGACCGCUGGGCUCCUGGCACGAUGGGCCCUGGUGGAGAAGUGGGGAGAGAAGAAGUAUAAACGCAGUCAAUGGCCUCGUCGAGGGGACCAAGCUCGUCAGAGCCUCAGCCGAGGGCUAUGCCGAUGAAUACUUUUCCAGCAGAGGAGGCGUGGAAGAGGCCGCCAAACGUGCAACAGAAACACUUUCGGAAUCUAACCCUACCAGAGACAGCGAGAUUUUCCUCGCCAUUCAAGCCAUCUCACAACCCGUUUCGAAGACGUUGUUUGCAGCUGCAGCCAGCUCCGAAAAAGAAGGCCAAGUGCAGGAAGUCGAAGAGAAGGACGAGGAAGAAAUUGUAUUUGCAAUCUAUCUUCACGACCCAAUCCACGGUAUCGCCUUCCAAGCCAUAUCUCAGGCUAUUCCUCGUCAAUGGAUCGACUGGCUUGACGCCCCUAGUGGUGGUGAGGGUACACUGCCCGAGAGUAUCGAGGAGAUUAUCGCCAGUGGCGGUAUUGAUCCGAGGGAGUGGAUCAGUGAAUGGGUGGAAGAAAGUCUGACUUUGGCGGUGGGAAUAGUGGCCCAGAGGUACGUUGCGAAGAGAAUGGGCGUCGGCGAGGGCGGGGCAAAGAAGGGCAAAUUGAAGGCCGAUCUGAACCAGGAAGCUCUGCUGGAGAGCGGCGGUGGUGAGGCCGCUAGAGUGCUGUGAUGACCAUGUGUCCCGUCUUUUUUUUUCCUUCUCCCGGGUUGAGCACAGUUUCGUAUACCACAGUCGACAUUAUGGACGUUGGAGUUGGAUGGCGUUUUCUGCCUACUCCGCUUGAUAUGAAGCACCUAGAUAUGGCAACAAGUACUUCGAUACCCA